Messenger RNA from Lodderomyces theae, 2067 nucleotides. RefSeq names its product metallophosphoesterase family protein. NCBI's taxonomy places the organism in Eukaryota, Fungi, Ascomycota, Pichiomycetes, Serinales, Debaryomycetaceae. The transcript has a single exon. Gene Ontology annotation, molecular function: phosphoprotein phosphatase activity. Gene Ontology annotation, cellular component: cytoplasm. The record is from RefSeq and is a predicted model, not a curated record. The coding region runs from base 1 to 2067 and encodes 688 amino acids.
AUGUUACCUAGGAGAGUUUGCAGGUCAUUCCUGUAUGUCGUGGCCCUAUUGUUUGUGGCAGUGGUGCUACUACUUCUAGCUAACAAGCACCAAAUUGUCAAUCUCAACCAAUACGUGCCAUAUGAUUUGUUUGCCAGUACGGCACCAUCAUUUUUCCAGCCACCAUCGGACCAAUUUCUUCUUGAUAUAUCCAUCAACAGCUGUGCUUUCUACAACUCCAAAAACCCAAACUGUGGGAAACCUGGACCACGGGAAGGGCAAUUUGGCGACAUAACGGAAUACGAAGGGGGUUGGCUUAGGUUGAAGAAAGAUUUAUGCCUCGGAAAGUCUUGGGUUAAGAAAGAGGUGUUGUCGGUGAAAGAGAUAAACCAUGUCAAUUUUCAAAAAGUGUUGAGCAAGUUUCAGUUACCAGACGAGGUAAUUGUUGAUAUUGCUGUGCAGGAUGUGGAAGGGGACUCCAAGAUCAAAGGGAAUAAACUCAAAUUGCCAAAGUACGUCAUAGAAGAUUAUCAUAAACAAAAAACAUACGAUGGUGCUACUCAGGACAACUUGAUUGAACAGAACAAGGAUGAAGUACUUGAUGGAUCCACUCCUGACUCCUCAAAAGCUAGCCAUAAGAUACAAGAAAUGAUCUAUCCAGAGACAGGGGAAGCCAGUGGUAAAGGCGAUUCCACAAAUGACGCAGAUGACAAUGAUGAAAAGCACAACAAGAGAGGAAAAACUGCUCACCAAAAUGACUUAACUCGGGUGUAUUACAUUCCCACAAAGGACGAGUUGACAAAACUCGGAUGGCGGUACAAGUCGCAUGGAAUUUGGCUCAAGUAUGGUCCGCAUAACAGCAAAGACGCUAUCACUGCUGUCGAUAUUUUGUUUGGACUAGACGCAGUCGACCCCAGACCCAAUUGGAGCUUGGUAAAACAGCCAGUUCGUGGUGUUUGCAGUUCAGCUGGAAUCCCGCCAUUCAUAACUUAUCGUCGUGGUCCCAAACUUGACUAUAAAAAGGAAUAUAAAAAGCCGUUGGUCAUAAAUGAGAAUGCCGAGUUUAAAAUUCUCCAGGUUGCCGAUUUGCAUUUCUCCACUGGAUUUGGUAAAUGCCUCAACCCGGAACCUGUCUCAUCUGCUUCUGGCUGUCAAGCGGAUCCCCGAACAUUGGAAUUCGUGAACAAGGUUCUCGAUAUUGAACAACCAGAUUUUGUUGUGUUAACAGGGGAUCAGAUAUUCGGGUCAGCAGCUCCUGAUUCAGAAACGGCUGUCUUUAAAGCAUUGAAUCCGUUUAUUGAGCGCAAAAUUCCCUUUGCUGUUGUGUUGGGAAACCAUGACGCUGAGGGGUCUUUGCUGGCUAAAGAGUUGAUGGGAUUGUAUUCUGAUCUUCCAUAUAGUGUUGCCGCAAUGGGGCCCGAAUCAGUAGAUGGGUAUGGAAAUUACAUAGCCACAGUACAAGGGAAAUCAAAGUCAUCAGUGGCAUUGUCGUUUUACUUUGUCGAUUCACAUGCUUACAGUGAGAAUAAGAAAGUGUUUCCCGGAUAUGACUGGAUCAAAGAGAAUCAAUUAAUUUACAUGAAAGAGGAAGCAGAGUCUAUUAAAGAUGGUGUUGCUGAAUUUCAAAAGGAGAAGUUCACCGAAAAUGGCGAGUCAAAAAACAAGAUUCAUUUGUCAAUGGCGUUUUUCCAUAUUCCACUUCCAGAAUACAAAAAGCUCAAUCAGCCCACAAUUGGCCAACAAAGGGAAGGAGUUAUUUCUCCAAUGUACAACUCUGGAGCCCGUGACGCAUUUCACGAUAUUGGUGUGAAGGCAAUAAGCGUGGGACAUGAUCAUUGCAACGACUAUUGCUUAUUGGAUGAAGAACAGUCGCCCAAUGACGAUAACAAAAUAUGGUUGUGCUAUGGUGGUGGUUCUGGUUUGGGUGGAUACGGCGGGUAUGGCGGUUACAUUAGAAGAAUGCGGACGUUUGUUUUGAACACAGCCAAAGGCGAGAUCAAAUCUUGGAAAAGGGCAGAGAAUGAGCCUGAGAAAAAAAUUGAUGAGCAAGUGUUGGUAUCUGGUAGGAAUGUCGUGAACUGGAAAUGA